AUGGUCACAGCCCCAGAAACCGCGGCGACUUCCACCAAUAACACCGACAGCGACAGCAGCACCCGCCAAGAUGCGCCCGUCCAAACGCAGACGAAUCUCCUCCCAAUGCGCCAGCUUCUGAUCGUCUUUUCUGGCCUAUCGACUGCGAUGCUAUGCUCUAUGCUCAAUCAAACUAUCGUCGCCACCGCCCUCACUACCCUGGGUGCGGUAUUUCACGAAGCCGACAUCGUCGCAUGGGUAGGCACCGCCUACCUCCUCACCAGCACCGCCUGCCAGCCUCUGUACGGCCGGCUGAGCGACAUCUUCGGUCGGAAGGUAAUUCUGCUCGGCUCGUUGGGGUUUUUCCUGUUCGGAAGCGUCUUGUCCGGAGUGUCGCGGGAUAUGAUUAUGUUGAUUGUUUCGCGUGCCAUUGCAGGGAUUGGCGGGGGCGGGAUCGUCACGGUCGUCAGCAUCGUCGUAUCCGAUGUUGUGUCUCUCAAGGAUCGGGGCAAGUAUCAGGGGAUCAUCGGCGUGGUGGUCGCCGCGGGGACGGCGAUGGGGCCGGUGAUUGGGGGCGUAUUCACGGAGAAGACUUCGUGGCGGUGGUGUUUUUACAUCAGUGUUCCGCUCUCGGCGGUCGCAAUCGUGAUUGUCGCAUUUGCCCUGCCGCUCAGGAAGGUUGAAGGGAAUGCGAUGGAGAAGAUCAAGAAGAUUGACGGCUGGGGGAGCUUGGUCAGCUUUGCGGCUUCGAUCGCUAUCCUGUUGCCGAUUUCCUGGGCUGGAACGCGAUAUGCCUGGACAUCGGCGGCGGUUCUGGCUCCACUGUUGAUCGGGGUCUCGCUCAUCGGAGUCUUUAUCUUGGUUGAAGUCAGACUGGCUAGACUACCCUUAAUCCCAUUAUCAAUGUUCAAAAACACCCACGUAGCCGUGUGCAUCACCACAUCCUUUCUAACCGGCUUCAUGACCUUUGUCAACCUCUACUACCUCCCCCAAUUCUAUCAAGUCGUCCAAGGCGACUCCGCCCUCCGCUCCGGGAUCCUCAUCCUCCCCCUCGUGCUCUCCCAGAUCAUCACAAGCUUCACCUCCGGCUUCCUCGUGUCCAAGUACGGGUGCUACCGCAUCAAUCUGAUUGUCGGAUACGGGCUGUGGACGAUCGCCUCGGGGGUCUUCACGACCGUGGACCCGGCCACCCCGGCCUGGAAGCUCGUCGUCUACCAGUUGAUCACCGGCCUGGGCAGCGGACAGACCCUGCAGACGACGCUGGUAGCCAUCCAGGCAGCCGUGCAGCGGCACGAGAUGGCCGUCGUGACGGGCGCACGGAAUUACCUGCGCAUGAUGGGGUCGACGCUGGCCGUGGCGGCGUGUGCGGCGAUUGUGAACAAUGUUGUUCGCUCAAAGCUCACGGCGCUGGACUUUGAUUCCGCUGUGAUAUCGUCGAUUGUGUCCGAUCCGACGACGAUUACCUCGAUGAGUGGAUUGUCCCAGGUGGAGGUAACGCAGGCGUUGGAUGCGUACGGUGAGUUUCUCAUUCCCGCACAUACCGCCAAAGGUGUGCAGGUCACCUAUUACAUGAUGACGGCCUUGGCGGGAGUACAGUUUCUGCUCUGUGUGUUGUUCGUCAAAGAUUACUCGUUGGAGCGCGAGGAUGAUGCCCGCGAGAAGGAGGCGGCGAAGAACUGGCUCCAGGAGCGCAAAAGGAAGCCAGACGGGAAGGGGGGCGUGGCGGGAGGGGUGGCUGGGGUGGAGGAGAUCGAGGAGCGGCGGAAAGAGGUUGAAGAUAGGGUCUAG
Molecule: messenger RNA, 1767 nt
Organism: Aspergillus aculeatinus CBS 121060
Lineage: Eukaryota; Fungi; Ascomycota; Eurotiomycetes; Eurotiales; Aspergillaceae
Product: MDR family MFS transporter
Exons: 10
Coding region: 1-1767 (588 amino acids)
Biological process (GO): transmembrane transport
Molecular function (GO): transmembrane transporter activity
Source: RefSeq, a predicted model, not a curated record